GAAGUGAUGCUGAUGAUGCUGCUGCUGGUGGACGGGGCUUGCCGUGUUCCCGUGGAUGUGUUGACACGCAUUUCUGCUCCAUAUUCUUGAUUAAACCGACAGGAGGAAGGAGGAAUGAAAGCGGAGCGAGCCGCUGCAUCUCCACCAUGCAACCAUCGACUACCGGCCGUCCAUUUUACUUGACUAUAUGAGCCGAUGAGCAACCGUAUGUCCGGUCAAAGCGGUCCCGACCAUGACAACGUAAGACAACGCCUCGCUGCAGCUACACACAGGGAAUGAAAACGCUUCCAAGAUGGUCCGCAUCGCCAAGGCCCUGGGUUUGAUUAUUCUGUGCGUCGUUGUGCUCAUCCUGUCGCUCAUCAGUUAUGUGUCUCUGAGAAAAGACAGCUUCGGCUCCUCUAAAUAUUACAUGGGGGGCCCGCGGAUUAUGUUUCAUGCAGGCUUUCGGUCUCAGUUUGCCAUGAAUUUCCUGGACCCAUCCUUCAUCCCAUUAACCAACGCCUUGAAUGAGGAACUCCAAGGAAAACCGUCCAAAUGGAAGUUUAACAAGACAGCAUUUUACAAGCAAAGGAAAGAUAUCUUCAACUACAUUGACAUUCCACACAACUUUUCCCUCACAAAGGACAGUGUGCGUGUUGGCCAGCUGAUGCAUUUUGACUACUCCAGCCACAAGUAUGUCUUCUCCAUCAGUAAUAACUUCAAGUCACUGCUCCCUGAAAUCUCUCCUAUCCUCAACAAACAUUACAGUAUGUGUGCUGUGGUGGGAAACAGUGGCAUCCUAACAGGCAGUCACUGCGGCCCUGAAAUCGACCAAGCCGACUUUGUCUUUCGCUGCAACUUCGCUCCCACAGAGGUUUAUUCCAAGGAUGUGGGAAGGAAGACCAACCUGACCACCUUUAACCCCAGCAUCCUGGAGAGGUACUACAAUAACCUGCUCACCAUUCAAGACAGGAAUAACUUUUUCCUCAAUCUGAAGAAGCUGGAGGGAGCCAUCCUGUGGAUCCCUGCCUUCUUCCUUCAUACAUCUGCCACAGUAACCCGGACCCUGGUGGACUUCUUCGUGGAGCACAAGGGCCAACUGAAAGUCAAAUUGGCCUGGCCAGGAAAUAUCAUGCAUGAUGUCAACAAAUACUGGAAGACUAAAAACCUCUCUCCAAAACGUCUCAGCACUGGGAUCCUCAUGUACACAUUGGCCUUCGCCAUGUGUGAUGAAAUUCACCUCUAUGGCUUUUGGCCCUUCGGCUGGGAUCCCAACACAGGCAAGGACCUGCCUUAUCACUACUAUGACAAGAAAGGGACCAAAUUCACUACAAAAUGGCAAGAGACUCACCAGCUACCCAGUGAAUUCAAGCUGCUCUACAAGCUGCACAGGGAAGGCGUGACCAAACUCAGCCUAACGCACUGCACGUAGAGAUUUGUCAUGAACCAGAUGGUUAUAUCAGAGUUGAUUCAGAAGACCAUGACCAAUAAACAUCAGCUCAGAUCAAACUUUUGUUGUGAUAUACAUGAUAAGCAUGGUAUGUGUCAAAGCAACUUAUUAUCAUUCUAACACCUAUCAUUCAAACAUAUAUGACUAUAAUUUCACUUGACAUUGUCAGACUCGGGGUGUAAAUUGCAGCAUUGUAAUUAAUUCAGUAUAUUCUUGUGUUGAUAGGUAAAUUUAGGACUAUCAUGCUACUCAAUUGCUUCCAUUAUUGUAUGUAAAAUGGCUGCUGACUGUGGCUAAACAGAAAAGAACAAAUAUUUAUUUCAGCUGGAAUCCAUUCAGCUCUGGAGACACAGAAAGUAAAAUUUUUAAAUUCUGAUCGAUACAGAUUAAACACCUUUACAAUAGUAUUCUGAUUCUGUACACUGAAACCACUGCCUAAUCUCAGGGAAAGAGUUAGAUCAGUGUUUUUUUUGUAAUCAGAUUCAAUGCCUCAAGAGUAGUACAGUUCCUCUUUUCAGGCCUUUACCCCAAUGAGGAGUCACACAAUCUGUACUGCUCUGAAAGAUAUUUGUUUACAAGAGUAUACUCUAUAAAUAUCUGUGUUUUAUUUCCUGUAAACAGUGCGAUUGUCCACUUAAAAUUUUGUUUAGAUUUUUCAAAAUUUUUAAAUGAUAAUCAACAUUCCAACAAUAAGCCAUAAAUUCAUAAACAAACAAUAUUCUGUUGUCAUUACAGUAUAUAAUUGGAGAGAGUGGCCUACAUUAGGUUCUGAGAAUAGAAAUUAUAAAUACCUUCUUGUAAAACUUAAGGCCCACAGCUAAACUAGUGGUAAGAUUCAAAUAACAGAGCAUUGGUUUUCUAACAAUAGAUUCAAGAGACAAUAAUUUUGCAUCACAAACAAAUGAAAGUGAUUAUUAUGAUCAAGUUUGGAUCAUGUUCUAUUUGAGUUAAGGUAUUUCAGGUUUACUUUACAUGUUUAACUAGAUUUAAACAGAUUUCAUAAAAGAAAAUGGGGUAAAUGGAUCUUAAAAUACAAAUAACAAAAUGUGGUUAUAAAUGUUUUAUUAUUUUUAGCUGAACUUCCAAUUUAAAAGUGAAUAUUUAAAAUAUUGCAUUUUUAUGCAGAUUUACUCUAUUUUAAUUUUUCCAUGGAACAAAAAUAGGCUCAGCAAUUUUGUCAGAGGGCGGUAAAGUGUUACCAAAAAGAGCAAAGCUUGCUUCUUGUUUCUGUAUGCAGUCUUUAUGCCUAUAAGUUAAAGUAUGCUAAUGGCUAAUAAGAUUUUGACCUUCUAAAGUAGCUUAUUUGUUCUUCUUUUGCUUAAAGUUAUAGCUUUUAUGUGACUGAAAACCCAACAUGUAAGCAGCUACAGAUUUGCUAUAAGUGCUAGCAGUCUGAAAUGGCUAUGAUUUAGUUCAGUGCGAGUGGCUUAUAUCAAGCUAUGCUAAAAUGAUCAUUUAUGAGUUGUAUUGUCCUAACAGAAUUUGACUUUCAAGGCAUUAUGUUUAUACCAUUCAGAUGCAGCAGACAAUUUCCAUAAUAUCUUGUUUACCCUGAGUUAACAAUGUUAGGAAGCUAGCAUUAGCUUUUCACUUGCUCUGUUUGGCUAGUAGCCAAAAGCUGCUAAUAGCUAACACUUAUGGAAGUGCUACUUUGUGAACCUCUUUGGAAACCUGCUCUAAUAUGUCAAUCUUUAGAUCUCCAUUAAGACUGAAUUUAUAAACAGCUGAAACAGCAACCAAAAACAAAUGUGAUUACGACUUAUGUCAUCUUGACCUCAAUGGUGCAUGUCUAAAAACAUUAAAAAUUACAUUUAAAACAUAAUUUCUUCCAUACCUAAUUGAUCUCAACAUUUAUCACCUAAAAGAAGCAUAUAGGAUUCAAUAUAAAGCUUGUGUAUACUGGAGAAAAUGUAUUAAUUUAUUACAACAAUAUCUUUGACAGUGUUUGUGAUGUAAAAGUUGGAAAUGGAGAAUGUUAUUUAAUUAUUGCAUCUUGUAAAAAAGAGCAUGGUCCAUUUCAGUAGCAUGUGAGGCACUAACAAAUAUUUUAGGCUAAUUUUAUACAACCUUUUGAAAGAUUGUUUUAAAGGUAAAACUUAUUUCUUUGUUAUCGUUUGUAAUCCUGUUGGGGCGUAAUCUAUAACUAAAGUCUUUGUAUAGGAGCUGUUUGAAACUUAAUAAAACCUACUGCUAUAUUCCACAUCGGACCAAAAUCUCUACAGAACAACUUAAUGAAGAACAAGCUUUAUUUUUCUAUAAAUGUAGAUAAUUCAGUGGUUCUAAAUGGCUGACUCUGUCAUGAUAAACUGAAACAGGAUGUGGCUGAGGACAAUGAAAUCCAAACAGUGAAAGCUGGCCACAUGUCUGUCUCAUGACUGCAAUGCACCAUGUUGUAAAAUGACUCCAUUGCUCGAGUCAUUCACACUCACCAGAUUUAGUGUGGUUUUGUUGUCAUUACACUUUUAGAUAGUAGGCAUUUACUUGUCAUCCUGUCUCACACAAAGUGUUUUUGUCUGUCCCCUUUGACAAGAACAUUUCAAAAUAACUGUGUUAGAACUUUAAAUCAGAAUGCAGUAAUUCCCAUGAAAACCCAUAUGUGGCAAAAAAGUCUUAAAUCUGAAUUUUAGUAGUUUCAAACAAUGUCAUGGAUGUCUAUGAAUACUUUCCGUGGUCCCUUCAUUUUUGUAGGUUAACAAAACCAAAGACAGUUGAAAGUAAAUAUGACACACAUUGGUUUUGGAUUUUUUUAUGCUGUAGAGCUAUUGGCAAAAAAAAGAGAGAAAAAAUUAACAAAGAAAAAAAAAACUUUUUUGAUGUCAAAAGCGAUGUUAAAUAUUUGUUUUUCUGUGACUUCUGCCAAAUUUAAUAUGGUAAAAUUUGUGACUCCAUGAAUGUCUUCUUUUAAAAUCAUUUGUCUGAAAUAUCCACUGGCUCUGACAUGAAUGUUUGACAUUUUCCUUUUCACAAAUGUUCUGUUAAUGUUGAAAAAUCGAUAUGUAGAAUGUCUGUAAAAGAAAUGCUGACAAAGUCUGUGAGGAUUGUAAUUCCAUAACAGUAUGGCUUUUUGUGCACACACUGACAUGCAUAACCUAAAACAUACUCUUCAUUCCAAAUGCGGCACUAUGGUUUAUUCCAAGAACCCUUUAACAUUCAUGCCCUCAUGUUCAAUCUGCGCAACUUUAUUUCAUAAUGCAUACAAAAGCUUGGCUGUUUAUGUACAUUUAAUAAAUCAUGUAAGGGACUGUGCUAUCAGGUUUGCUUGAACAAAACAAUUAUCCAUAAGAAACUGUUUAAAUGUUUUGAUUAUACUCCAUAAAAAAUUCCAUUAUGUGCCUGAAUAUUCCUUUCAUCAAAGCCUCAGUGUGUCAAUAAAACAAUAUUUUUCUCUG
Messenger RNA from Melanotaenia boesemani (Boeseman's rainbowfish), 4818 nucleotides. RefSeq names its product sia-alpha-2,3-Gal-beta-1,4-GlcNAc-R:alpha 2,8-sialyltransferase-like. The record is from RefSeq and is a predicted model, not a curated record. Gene Ontology annotation, molecular function: alpha-N-acetylneuraminate alpha-2,8-sialyltransferase activity. The transcript is spliced from 4 exons. Gene Ontology annotation, biological process: N-glycan processing; oligosaccharide metabolic process. Lineage: Eukaryota; Metazoa; Chordata; Actinopteri; Atheriniformes; Melanotaeniidae. Bases 293 to 1411 code for a protein of 372 amino acids.